UGAGCUUGUACAUUGUGUUAUUUGUGCAUCAGAUACCUAGCGUGCAUGUGCGCCUGCCUGCCGUGUGACUUGUGUCUUAACUCACACCGCACUCUUCUUUGGAAACGCACUUGUCGUCUUCCAGCUCGCCCACGACACCCAGGCAGUCGCCAGCCUUCAUUCUGGAGGAGAACGCCCCAGUCGAGUCCGGCGGGGGGUCCGCGGGCGCCGCGCCGUCCCUGAGCCCCGGACCCUGGCAGAGCGAGAGCCUGCUGGCGGAGUCCUGGUCCACCAUGGGGGACGUGGACCCCGAAGAUGCCAAGAGCCUGGACGGCAGCGACGGGGGGGCGGCUGCGGACAACCACUCGUCCAACUCCGACAUGGUGCACCUGGAGGAGGAGGAAGAGGAAGAGGAGGAGGAGCUUCAGAGCAGCGUGUUGGACCUCCAGGCUCCAGAGACUGAGGAGCUCCCGUCGUCGUCGAAGGAGCCUCACGCGGAAGCCGAGGUCAUGCAAAUGUCGUCCCCGCUGCCCAUCUUCCGGCUGGAGCCCCCCUCCGCCACCUCCACGCCGACCCCCUCAACCGCAGCCGCCGAGGAGCCCCCGUACGCCACGCCGGGCCUCCUCCCGCCCUCGUCCAUCAUCGCUCCCGUCGUCGCCCGGGACGUCCCCUCGGAGGAGUUGUCCAAACCGGGGAGUCCCGCCGAUAUGCCCGUGCUGCUGUGCGGGGGCGCCGCUUUGGUGGCCGUGGUGGGCGUGGUGGCGUACGGCGUCGUGGCCUACUGCAGGAAGUAGAAGGAAAAACAAAAACAAAAAACAAGACUCUGCCUGUGUUCGGAAUCAUUCGCUCAUUCCCAACUCACUAAUCGCUAGAUAGGAAGUUUUAAAUGACACCCACGUCACUCACCAGGCCAGGCCACGCCUUUUGAAGCCAUACACGCUCAAAAUCACAGCUACAGCAGCAGAAUGUGAGAAUGGCGACUCCAAGUGGACAAAAAUAAUACCAUCACAUGCACCUUUAAUAAGGCAAAUCCAUUUUUAUCCAAUUAGUUGAUUCAUUGAUGGGAAAAUCGGUAGAAUAGCGCUAUUUUCAGGAUUUUAAGUAGAUUUCACAAAAUGAAGAGAAACAAAGCA
Messenger RNA from Phyllopteryx taeniolatus (common seadragon), 1112 nucleotides. RefSeq lists its product as uncharacterized. The transcript is spliced from 2 exons. The record is from RefSeq and is a predicted model, not a curated record. The coding region runs from base 273 to 773 and encodes 166 amino acids. Gene Ontology annotation, biological process: apoptotic process. Gene Ontology annotation, cellular component: mitochondrion. Lineage: Eukaryota; Metazoa; Chordata; Actinopteri; Syngnathiformes; Syngnathidae.